AAACCCUGCUCAGUCAGAGAGAGAUGAUGGGACCUGUCAGUAGGUCACUGGAUGAGGGUAUUCUCUCUUUAGGUCACAGGUGAAGAAUUUUCUCUCUGUGCUGGUGGAUUUAAUUGUCUCUUACAAUAUGGCAGGCUGGUGGCUUCAAAGCCUCUCAUUGGCCAAUACAUAGCAAUCUUCCUAGUGAUUGUCUCUCUGGUGAAUGUUAUAAUAACGUGUGCCAGCCUGUAGAAAGUUCUCUCUUGUUUUGUUAUAUUUCAGACAUCAUAGUUUUUAUGGUUUUAGAGUUUUCAUACAUUCAUUGCAGGCGGCGCCCCACUGUCUGAUUCAUAUCGCUUGAUUUCUAAUGAUAGUUGUCGAUUAGAUCGACUGAUUGCAAUUGAAUCGGGUGUUCACUACGUAAGUGAAUGAAAGCUCUUAUUUGCAUAUCCAAACCUUCUGUCUGCCAGCCCCCGUAUCGCGAAGCGACACCUCGACAAAAUAUUUUGAAUGUGGGCGGAACUUCCGGCUGAGUGUACCCGGAAGAUUUGGAUGCAAGUUUCUCGGACGUUCACCCAUAUGUUCGCUUUUUAUGUAUCGAUCACUGGUUUUUAUUUAAUUUAGGUAAUUUUAUAAACUCAUUACUGGGACGAUGUUGUCUUUAGAUUUCCUUGAUGAUGUGCGGCGGAUGAAUAAGCGCCAGCUCUACUACCAGGUGCUUAAUUUUGGUAUGAUAGUGUCCUCAGCCCUGAUGAUCUGGAAAGGACUGAUGGUCGUGACAGGCAGCGAGAGCCCUAUUGUUGUCGUCCUCAGUGGAAGUAUGGAGCCUGCUUUCCAUCGAGGAGACCUUCUGUUCCUGACAAACCGGGUCGAGGACCCCAUCAGAGUCGGAGAGAUUGUGGUCUUCAGGAUAGAGGGCAGAGAGAUCCCCAUAGUACACAGAGUACUAAAGAUUCAUGAAAAGGAAAAUGGCGAAAUCAAGUUCCUGACCAAAGGUGACAACAACUCUGUAGAUGACAGAGGGCUGUACAAGCCGGGACAGCACUGGCUAGAGAAGAAAGACGUGGUGGGACGAGCCAGAGGGUUUGUGCCAUACAUCGGAAUCGUUACCAUUCUGAUGAAUGACUAUCCCAAAUUCAAGUACGCUGUUCUCUUCCUGCUCGGUCUGUUUGUCCUGGUCCAUCGGGAGUGAGGAAGAGACUACCUAACUAUCUACCACGGAGGAAGAAUUGUAAAUCCCCACCCCACCAUGCCUUUCAAGACAGAAUUAUGUUGAUUAUGUCAAAUUAAGUUGCUUUUUCUCUACCAUGUGUUUUGAAUUGUGUCUAGAAAUGUGGAUAGUGUUUACAUUAUAUAAAAACAAGCAUUCAUUAUUUUUGUGAGGGAAAUUAGAUAUAAGUUAAGUAGAACAUGAAUCCAACAUUUUAGAUGGUUAAUUGUGUAUUUUGUUUUCACAUUUAAUUAGGUUUUGCUUUGCUUGAUAUAUUGAAUGACAUGUGAUAUGUUUGUGACAUUAAAUAUGACAUCUGUUACCCUCUA
Messenger RNA from Oncorhynchus kisutch (coho salmon), 1518 nucleotides. Its product is annotated as signal peptidase complex catalytic subunit SEC11A. The transcript has 6 exons. NCBI's taxonomy places the organism in Eukaryota, Metazoa, Chordata, Actinopteri, Salmoniformes, Salmonidae. The coding region runs from base 632 to 1171 and encodes 179 amino acids. The record is from RefSeq and is a predicted model, not a curated record. Gene Ontology annotation, molecular function: serine-type endopeptidase activity. Gene Ontology annotation, cellular component: signal peptidase complex; membrane.